Molecule: messenger RNA, 1410 nt
Organism: Cladophialophora yegresii CBS 114405
Lineage: Eukaryota; Fungi; Ascomycota; Eurotiomycetes; Chaetothyriales; Herpotrichiellaceae
Exons: 1
Coding region: 1-1410 (469 amino acids)
Source: RefSeq, a predicted model, not a curated record
AUGCCUACUUUCAACUCUAACGCCCUCGACACACCCGGCACCGAAUCCUCAAUCGACAGCAUCAACACCCCCGAGGACGAACAGCAGUAUGCACCUCCGCCGAUUCGUAAGUCGCCGUCUCGCCAGCUGAUAAACUCGCCGCGCCGGCCCUCCGGCUCAGCAUUUGCCUAUCCCGUUCCGAAACCCAUCUCCGCGUGCCUGGUCGACCCCUUCCACACCCUCCCGAUCGCGGUCGACACCACGACAAACAAGCUCCUCCACUUCUACAGCCAAGACAGCUACUGGGCGACCGCGUACGCGCUGGCCCCGAAGAUCAGACCCUCGAUCAAAGGCUCGUGGGAGUACCAGGCCGGGGCAUGCCUCUCGCACUUCCACAUCCUCAUGGCGCGGUCGGCGCUGCAUCAGCUGCGCAUGAAUGAGAAGUGGGGCACCGACAAAGCGAGGCGGGAGCUCGAGUACGCGGCAUUGAAGCACCAGACCGAGGCGAUCACGGUUCUGCGCGAGAACGUCUCGCGCGGCCAGAAUGCCGACUUGAAGCUGAUUCUCACGAGUAUCAUUUCGCUGGCGACGUUUGAGCAACGGUAUGGAGACCACGAGCGGGCGGUCCUCCACUUCAGGACUGGCCGGGAUAUCAUCCGCCAGAUCGGCAUGCAGGACGAUGGGAUGAACGAUCGGCUGAGAGAGGAACAGGCACUCUGGUUUGAGGGCAUCUAUCGCGAUCCCAAGGCGAGCUGGAUGUGGGGCAAAGAAGACGCGAAUGAGCGGCUAGGUUGGUUGAAGACGCUGCUGAAGGAGGUCGAUCGCAUGUGGAGGGAUCGACAGAUGCUACCGUUGCGGGACAAAGCCGAGAGCCUCCUGCCGGCCGACAGCAGGUUGCGUGAAUUUUUGUUCAGAGGAACUACAGGCCGCAGCGUGGGCGUGUAUGGCGACAUCGACGAGUUUGUGGCUCAGCAGCGGUGUAUUCUGAUCUUUGUCUGCAUCAUGUGCGCGAUAUACGAAGAGCCGGGCGCCGACGACGACGGCGGCGGCGGCGGCGGCUGCCUCAAGACGGUCGCGAAAGCCAUGGCCUUGAACGUUACAAUCCGCGCGUACGCUGCCUUCCUCGAGGAUCUGCUGGUCGAACAUGCUUUGGGCCCGGACCAGGCUGUCGCGGAUCUGCUCUGGAUGAUGUGUCAGAACUAUCGCGAUGUGAAGGCUCACCUUGUGACUGCGGCACCACCGAGAACGCUGCAGCGGCUCGACCUCAAGGACUGCCACUGGCGAGCGAGCGGUAUUGCAAAUGUGGUCAAAUAUCUGCCGGGGAGGAGGCAAUCGAGCCUUCGAAACAUGUUGUUGGAUUUCAUUGAUGGAAAGGCCUAUACCGGCAAGGUUCGGGUCAAUGAGUUUGACUUCAGUUAUGCUGGCUUGUGA